AUGAUGGCGGGGUAUGGUUUCCGUCGAAGCCUGAUUGUUACUGAUCGCUGGUUAACGAAGUCAGGUAUGGCGGGGAAUGUGCAAAAAGCACUGGAAGAACACAGUGUUUUUAGCGUUAUUUAUGAUGGCGUCCAGCCUAAUCCAACCACAGAAAAUGUUGCUGCAGGUCUGAAACUACUGAAAGAAUAUAAUUGUGAUAGUGUUAUUUCAUUAGGUGGUGGUUCUCCGCAUGACUGUGCAAAAGGUAUUGCGCUGGUAGCCACCAAUGGGGGCGAUAUUCGUGAUUACGAAGGUGUUGACCGUUCUGCAAAACCGCAGUUGCCGAUGAUCGCCAUCAAUACUACGGCGGGUACGGCGUCAGAAAUGACUCGUUUCUGCAUCAUCACUGACGAAGUGCGUCACAUCAAAAUGGCGAUAGUGGAUAAACAUGUGACUCCGCUGCUUUCUGUCAAUGACCCCUCGUUAAUGCUCGGUAUGCCGAAGCCGUUGACUGCGGCUACCGGUAUGGAUGCCUUAACUCAUGCUAUUGAAGCGUAUGUAUCUACUGCUGCCACACCGAUCACCGACGCUUGUGCACUGAAAGCCGUGACCAUGAUUGCGGAAUAUUUGCCAUUGGUCGUUGAGGAUGGCAACAAUGAAAAAGCGCGUGAGGCGAUGGCUUAUGCUCAGUUUCUCGCAGGAAUGGCGUUCAAUAACGCAUCUCUGGGUUAUGUUCAUGCGAUGGCGCAUCAACUGGGUGGUUUCUACAAUCUGCCGCACGGUGUAUGUAAUGCCGUUCUGCUGCCGUAUGUUCAGGCAUUUAACAGUAAAGUUGCAGCUGCACGUUUGCGUGACUGCGCUGCUGCAAUGGGGGAGAACGUGACGGGUAAAAAUGACGAGGAAGGUGCUGAAGUCUGUAUUAAUGCCAUCCGUGAAUUGGCGAAGAAAGUUAAUAUUCCGGCAGGGCUACGCGACCUGAAUGUGAAAGAUGAAGAUAUACCGGAACUGGCCAGAAAUGCGCUGAAAGAUGCCUGUGGGCUGACGAACCCGAUACAGGCGACACAUGAAGAGAUAGUUGCAAUUUAUCGUGCAGCAAUGUGA
Messenger RNA from Cooperia oncophora, 1080 nucleotides. The record is from the annotation of a GenBank genome assembly. Lineage: Eukaryota; Metazoa; Nematoda; Chromadorea; Rhabditida; Trichostrongylidae.